AUGGCUCCUCUCGUCCCCGUCUUCUCCGCCGACACGCUCCCCGAUCACGUCAACAUAGUGCGCCGCAAUUUCAUAGAGAAGAAGCGCAAAGGCGAACCAGUUGAUUUGAAGGAGUGUGCACUGCUAGAAAUGAUGCAGUACUCUUGCAAUCCACCUUCGGAGCAGGUUCCGCAGCCGGGAGUUAUUGUGUGCAAGCCUGUUGUGCGGCUGUUUCGACGAUGCGCUGGGGGAUUGACAGUUGAGACAACAUCGUGGGAACCAUUGAGAGAGAUUGAAGAGGCGAAGGAGAAGUUGAUAGGAUCGAAGGCAUCGUCAUAA
Penicillium odoratum is the source of this 318-nucleotide messenger RNA. RefSeq lists its product as uncharacterized. Gene Ontology annotation, cellular component: mitochondrial inner membrane peptidase complex. The transcript has 2 exons. NCBI's taxonomy places the organism in Eukaryota, Fungi, Ascomycota, Eurotiomycetes, Eurotiales, Aspergillaceae. The record is from RefSeq and is a predicted model, not a curated record. Bases 1 to 318 code for a protein of 105 amino acids.